Esox lucius (northern pike) is the source of this 4312-nucleotide messenger RNA. RefSeq names its product cell adhesion molecule 3 (gene cadm3). Bases 319 to 1554 code for a protein of 411 amino acids. The record is from RefSeq and is a predicted model, not a curated record. Gene Ontology annotation, biological process: homophilic cell-cell adhesion. Gene Ontology annotation, cellular component: presynaptic membrane. The transcript has 11 exons. Lineage: Eukaryota; Metazoa; Chordata; Actinopteri; Esociformes; Esocidae.
ACAAGCCGCCCUCCCUCCUGUCUUUCAGACAGACUGUUUUUGCUGCAGUGAACGGUAGCCGUGGAGAGAGAGGGAAAAGCAAGAAAAACAAGAAGCCGAAGAAGGAAGGAAAAAAGUCAAUACAGACAGACCCAAAGAGAUCUCAGAGCCAGCGCUAGCUAUCCUGCUUUAUAUACCGGAACACCCCCAGAACCAACGGCGACAAAUAUACGUGCAAGAUCCGGGCUCCACAGGCGUAUAUCGGUUGCACCCUGGUGGUCCUUGGCUUACGCGAGGAUUCAGUGGGACAAACCAACAGAUCUGUGUGUCCAACUGACCAUGGCAUUCCCUUCUUACUCGACCUGUGGUCUAUGGACUCUGAGCUUGUUGACGCUACUGGCAGCCUCUGUUCAGAGCAACAUCAUGGCCAUCGACGAUGACCUCUUGCAGCCGGUCACACAGGACGAGACGGUGUCUGUGGGUGGCACGGUGACCCUGACGUGCCGGGUGGGAGAGAGCGACAACUCGUCCCUGCAGUGGUCCAACACGGCCCAGCAGACCCUGUACUUCGGAGAGAAACGAGCUCUGAGAGAUAACCGUAUCCAGCUGCACCGGUCGACAGGCACGGAGCUGUCCAUCACCAUCGGCGACGUUCAGCUGUCAGAUGAGGGGGAGUACACCUGCUCCAUCUUCACCAUGCCCGUCCGUACAGCCCGCGCCACGGUCACCGUGCUAGGGGUCCCUGGGAAGCCCAAGAUCUCAGGCUAUAAGGACGCCGUGCAGGAGGGGGGCAAAGUCACCCUCACCUGCACCAGCUCGGGGAGCAAGCCCCCCGCCAAACUACACUGGUACAGAGACCAGGAGGAACUCAUAGGCCGUCCUGAUGUGGUGGAGUCCAACCCUAACGAGCCGACCUACACAGUGAGCAGUGAGCUGACUCUGACGGUGGGCCGUAGCGACGACAACGCAGUCAUCGCCUGUGCUGUUGACCACCCCUCUCUAGCCCCGGGGGACAAGAGGAGUGAACAGCCCAUCAGAGUGCUGUUCACUCCUGAUGUAACCAUCCAGCCUGAGAGUGAUCUACCCAGAGAAGGAGACAAGUUCCACCUGCAGUGCAUAGGCAAUGGAAACCCUGAGCCCUCCUCGUACGUAUGGCUGAAGAAGGACGGACAGCUCCCCCCGCUGGCCAAGGUCGACGGCAGUUUCCUGCACUUCGAGGUGCUCAACAAAUCCGACAACGGCGUGUACCUCUGCCUGGCGGACAAUGGCAUUGGGAAAGUACAGGGGGAGUACACCCUGCUGGUGCAAGAUGGUCCAGACAGCAUUGCAGACCCCACUGCCAUGUCGACCUCGUCAGGUGUGGACCACGCUGUGAUUGGAGGGGUCGUGGCCGUCAUUGUCUUCAUCCUGCUCUGUCUGCUCAUCGUCCUCGGCAGAUACCUCAUCAGACACAAAGGGACAUAUCUUACCCAUGAGGCCAAAGGGUCUGACGACGCUCCUGAUGCCGACACUGCUAUCAUCAACGCUGAGGGCGGCCAUUCUGGAGCGGAAGACAAGAAGGAGUACUUCAUCUAGGGAGGGGUCGGGGAGGGGGAGAGGAGAACCUCCAUUUGUCUUCACAAGCUUCAGUUCUUCACAACAGCCAGAGGGGGAGGAGUAGGGGAAAGACAGACAGCGGGCGGGCAGGGAGAUGGUGAAAUGGAAAGAAAUAUAAGAUUCAGAAGAACUGAGACUCACUGGAAAAACAGAAAUGCUUCAUCUGAUAGACCUGCAUUGAAAACAGGGAAGUGAGAUUUGAUUCGCUUACAUACAUGUACCUUUCAUAUAUGACCUCCUUAUGUCCAAUGACAAACACACACACACACACACACCAUGCAUCAGGUUUCACUAACAUUCACACAUUUAGAGUUUCCAUUAUGAGACACAACCCAUUCAUGCACGCAUUAACAUCAGACCACCCACACGUUCACCAAACUGGAUCAUAAUGCAAAUUAAUACAGUACAUACUGUACAUGCUCCAUUCACAUCCUGCUGUCAGCGGCGAAAAAUGCUAAUAUUCACAUAUUUUGGAAUAAUUGUAAUUUCACAUUCCAGCAUGUCAUGUUAAGAUCCCAAAACAGUCAUUUGUAAUAGCCCUCCUCCCUCCCUCCCAUCUGUCUUUCAUUUUCAUCAUCUCAUUCUCUCUGUUCUAUAACUCCCCAGACAGACUAUCACUGACCAGGACACACUUCUAAACACUCUUCUAGUCAUGACACACACACACUCCAGACUCAGUUGACAGUAACUGCUGUGCAUAACAUCUCUGUCUGUCACACACGCACAAACAUACAGUACAUAUACAAGCAUGAAGAUACAAAGACAAACAAACCAAUACAACAAGUGUUCUCUAUAUAGUGCACUCCAUUUGACCAGGAGCCAAAGGGAAUAGUGGUCCAAAACAUUCUGGGGAAACUUAGUUCACUACAUGAGGACCAUUUGGAACGUGGACUUUUUGUAAACAUGAAGGCAACAGAAAAAUGAUCACACAACACACACAUGCAAAAACAGCAUCACUUUGAAGUCAGAGUACAUAAAGUCAGAGUGUGGGACCCCAAUAUAAAUAUAUAAAUAUAUAUAUAUAUAUAAUUAUAUAGCAUUCUUUUUAUUCCAGAAACGUUUGGUGUCCUGUAAAUACACUAUCAUUCCCUCUCUUCUCUCUCUCUCUCUCUCUCUCUGUCUCCCUGUCCUCCUCAGUAUCUCCCUCAGUCUAUUACUAACUUCAGUACAGUAUAUAAUCUAAAAGCCUGCCUGUUUUUACUACACGUGUGAAAAAUAUUAAUAUCUGGGGAAAAGUAAUGUUGCAAUGAAUUCUGUUUUGAUCCUGUUUACUGACUGUCGGUGUUAACAGUUUUCGGUGUCUGUUAAUCAGUUCGGGAGUUCAUAUAAUUCCGAUUUAUUUCUGAUUCCAUCUUCAUUAUUUGGAUCAUCACUGAGUGGUACUGUAGUAGAUGAUUAGAAUACAUCACGUCGCUUCAAUCCGGCUGCUGCAGUCUGGAAUGCUCUCUGGCCAAACAACAGCCAGUAAACUCAUUCUGUAAUGACAUUGUCUUAUUGUGAGGCUAAUACAGUCACUGCUCCUUCCAAAAUGACAUCAUUCCCAAUCUAAUGAAGAGGCCUGCCUGGCUGGCAUGCAGCAGUUAACAGGGUACAGCUUGGCGGGCAGGUCAGACACUUUCUCUCUCUGCUUCAGGCAUGCAUACUGACACUGAACGUCAUCUCUCUUUCUCUCCUCUUUUUCUUGGCACCUCCCCUGCCCUCCAAUUCUCUCUGUCUGCCACCCCCCACAUCUCUUCCUGUCACUUUGACCUUUCCUCUUGAUUUUCUUUACCAGUCGCCCACACACACACACACACAACACAGUUAGAUAACGUCUCAGCCAGACAAUUACUAGAUAGCCUCACUCUAGUGUUUGGCACAGGGCUAGUGAGCUGGCAUGGCCGACCAGCUCACAAGCCCCAUCACUCCCAGGGUUCAUUCUGUUGGUGUUUAGCAUUGUCGUAUCAGUAGACAGUUAGUGCCGUAGUUUUGUACACCUUUGGGGUGAUCAGGGAUCAGGGAUACUAUGGCCUCUUCUGUGACAGCAUAGGCAGUGCCAUUUAACCCUCUAUCCAUCUCUAUGGGAAAAGCUUUUGUAGUGAGUCAUAAUACUGAACAGUAUCCAGCCUCUCUGGGGAGACACAGAGCGCAAGAGAGAGAUGUCUGCAGACUGAACAUAUGAGUGUGGCUCGCUCACAGAAGGGGAGGAGUUUCCAUUGGAUGCGUUGCAUUUACCAAGUAAUCCCAAUCCUACAAAACCUUUCACCUUUCCGCUGAUGAUGUCUUGGAACCAGGAAUGACAGAACCUAAAGAUAAUAGUAGUUAUCUAUACUUGCUGUAUGUUUUAAACUGAACCUGUGUUUGCUCCUAUCUAUCCUGUCCUAGCUGUAUACGUUAUGUGAUCGCAUGAAAUGGCUGCAUGAAAAAAGAAGGUGGAACAUACUGUCUCUUUGACCAACCGCAAGAACACGAGAACCGUUGUGAACAAGUACCUUUGUAAGAUGACAGACUACUGAGUGAUGUUGUGUUUUACGGCUGGUCUAUAGAAUUAGAAUAAUUCAAAUUUGGCUUUCCCCACAAGUCUGCAGACAUCUAUUCUAUUUUAGAACACUCAGCGCUCUAGACGUCAUUUGCAUCUAUGUGAAUUUACAGCUUACUGUCAUCAGAUAUCAGAUAAGCAGCUCUGUUUUUUAGUUGCUUUGGACCACUCUGUCUUACCCCAUGAACAGCUCUCGCUGUUUGUUGUAUCAGAGUUGGG